CUGCUCUCUGCUCACUUUAUUCUGGAUGAGACUCUUUGAUUUUACUCUUUUCUUCUUCUUUUCUGCUGCGGAGCCUCUUUAACCGGUCUGAGAUGUUCUGGUUCAUGCAGGGACUCUGCUUCCUGCCAGUGUUUCUAGUCAUCUGGUCCUCCAGCACCUUCAUUAUUUCCUACAUUAUUGCGCUCUUCAGACAUGAUGUCGACGUCAUCUUUCCAUACAUUAGUGAUACGGGCGACAAGCCUCCAGAGAGCUGCAUCUUCGGCCUGAUGACCUUCGUGUCAGCGUGUGCAGGAAUAGCCACCAUCUAUGCGCGGUAUAAGUUUGUGGAGAAGCUGAACGCGGACUCCCGCAUGGUGAACGCUCGGCUCAAUAAAGCUGCUCUGGUCUUCGGGCUGCUCUCCUGUUUGGGAAUGUGUGUUGUUGCAACGUUCCAGGAAACGGUGGUGACAACAGUUCAUGAUAUUGGAGCCAUCCUGUUCUUUGUCUCUGGGGUCCUCUACACCAUCCUCCAGUCCGUUAUUUCAUUCCAGGCGUAUCCGUUCGGCUCCUCCAUCAGCGUCUGUCGAGCUCGUGCUCUCAUCGCUCUCCUCGCCACGUUGGCGUUUUUCCCCACUUUCAUCUGUGGAUUCUUUGUGAAACGAGACAGUCUGCACAGAGACGAAGCAGACCAGAACUACCCGCUGCAUGUGGCGAGCGCUGUGUGUGAGUGGACCGCUGCCUUCAGCUUCAUCUGCUUCUUCCUCACCUACAUCGAAGACUUCAAGCUCUUUACUCUACAGGUGAGAACAGAAUUCCAGGAGUGAUGCACCUGCAGCUGCCAGUCAAACUUUGUAUGAUAUCAGUAUUUUUAAAAAUGCACCACGUUUGUUUUUGUAAAGCUUUUAAUGCACAUUUAUUUUGUAUAUUUGCAUUUUACACUGCACUUCUGUUUUAUAUCAAAUGACUGUAGUAGGUACCUUGUUAUUUAUACACACAAACAGCUGGCUGAAGUUAUAGAAAAAGAAUAGAAGAUCCCAGUCUGAAUCUUUAUACUUUUAUACGAUCUCAAAUCAUUUUUUUUAUAAGUGUACUUUUUGGUGCCUGUGUUCAAACUUUGCACUUUGCUCUCAAGUGUUGCGACACCAGCAUGACAUCCUGUCAGACCUGUGACCAGUAAUAAGAGAAGUUAAUCACACACUGGACACAUGAUAGCUGCAUGUGGUCUAAUGAGAAAACCACUCAAACUAAUGCAGAGUUGAUCUGUGGGAACAAGUGGUACGGAUGUUAAACGUGACUGUAUGUGACCAGAAACCUGUCUGAAUAUUACUUCAACUGGAGUUAUUAUUCUAAUGCUGCCUGUAUCUUAUUGUGGUAGUCUGGUUCUACUUCCUGUGUGCUGUUUAUGUGUUAACUGGUCUCAGCUGAUCCUGCUGCAUGGUUCAGUCUGCAGCUCUGAAUGGGAUCCUGCAGCCUGAAGGCAGCUAAUCAGUGAGGGAAAAGCUCCUGAAUGAAGCAGCUUGCUCAGUACAGCUGCCAAAUUCAAUCGCUGUAAUAAAAUAAAGAGGAAUUGAUGCUAAUUGGACUAAAAGAGAAACAUUCACUGUUUUCAGGUAGAUAAAUUAAGCAGAUUUCUCUGCUUUAAGCCAGUGGAAAUGAUCUUUUAGCCAGUUUUUCUUCUAAAAUUGCUUAAUUUGUAGGAUUUUCAUGAACAAGAGGCAAAAGUUUCCAGCAUCUCACACUUAAAGUUUAAUAAACCAAAAAAAGAAAGUUAUUUCGGGUAAAAUAUAUAUUCUUUUAAUUUUUCAUUUCAAGUUUUGUAUUUUUAAACACACAAUAUAAUAUUUUAGCUGCUCUCAAUCAUAACAAUAACCAAUAAUAGUUUUUAAGCAGCCAUAAUCAUCGUUUACUUGCCAACUAACCAUCAGAUGAGCUGCUGGAGUAUUUCACAUCAUGUGAAUUCAAUCAUCAGGUAGCCCAGUGUUCGUAUCUGUGGUCAAAACAAUCCUCCUAAAAAUAACUUUUUACACGUUUUUGUAAUGUUAAAAUGUUACUGUACUCAUUAACUUGGUGGCUGCAAGAGAACAUCUCAGAAAGAUGGAUUGAUACUGAAAUAUAUUCAUAAAUUACUGUGUUGCAAAAUGUGAUGUUUUAUUACAGAAUUAUCAUGGCAACUUUGUGACAUUGUAUGAUCUAUAAGUUAGAGCAACUAGUGGCAUUAAAAGUUACACAAAGUGAUUGACAGGCGACUAAAUGAAACCUUGAAUUUUUUUUCUUUUUCGAUUUCUCUGGCUUAAAUAAUGCUGGAAACAUUUGGCAUAAAGUAAGUAAACAACUCAAGAACAUAUAUAACAUUAGUGUCGUACUUUUCAGGCAUUUUAUUGCAAAAAACAGCUACAUAUUAAACCUUUAAAUUUAUAAAUGUCUUCUAAACUUCUGACCACUUAGAUUGUUAAAAGAUUAUCAAACCCAGAUCGAUAAUUAAAUAUAUCAAUAAAUUAAGUCUAUACUGGAUUAUUUCUUUGCAAAAUGGCAUGCAUUAAAUUAAAAAUGUUGAUUAUGAGGAAAUGUAGUAUUACUGUAACAGAAUUGUAUAAUUUACAAUGACUUCUAAGCAAAUAAAUCAACAGAAUCUGUAAUAAAGGUCGAGUCCUUUUAAGCUAUUUCAUCACAGAAAAGUUACAUAUUAUACCUUUAAAUUUCUACAUUUCUUUAAACCCCUGACCCCUUAGAGUUUAUAGAUUAUUAAACCGAGGCUGGGAAACACUGCCAAUAACAAAGAAAUCAUUCUUUUUUUGGUUUUAAGAAAAAAAGGAAAUGUGUGAUUAUUUUUAAAUUGAUAAAUAAAAAGGACUUUACACCUGUGAACACAAUAAUUUGUAAAGCGUCUUUGUGUAUUUUGAAAAGCGCUAUAUAAAACUGAUGCAUUAUUAUUAUUAUUAUUAUUAUAACCACUCCAACCUGCUGCCGGCUGCCUGAGAUGUUUAAUAAACUGUAUUUCUCUCUCAUGCUGAGAAACUUGUGACAUCUUUAUGCUGUGAAUCUUUCUGUUGGUUGUUGCUGUCGGACAAAUUAAAGGUUAAACUAUCACAUCUAGUAUCAGCUGAUUUAAAUGUCAUUUUGGAGUAUUCCUUACAGAUCUGGUCUGUAAGUGCUGAUCAGUAGAAGAUACUGUAUCCAGAGAGGAUCUCUGUAAUAAUCACAUGAUCACAUGAACAUUAACUCUUCCACUACACAUCCUGUAUUCAUAAGGGAACGUUUCAUCCAUUCACUCUGUUUUUGUACCGUUCUGCUUAUGAAAUAAUGUUCUGCACAGAUUCUGGAGCUGCUGAGCUGAGAAAUAAAGAAACUCUCUUUUUUUAAAGCA
This is a messenger RNA of Centropristis striata (black sea bass), 3343 nucleotides long. RefSeq names its product DNA-damage regulated autophagy modulator 1 (gene dram1). The coding region runs from base 93 to 803 and encodes 236 amino acids. The transcript is spliced from 7 exons. The record is from RefSeq and is a predicted model, not a curated record. Gene Ontology annotation, cellular component: lysosome. NCBI's taxonomy places the organism in Eukaryota, Metazoa, Chordata, Actinopteri, Perciformes, Serranidae. Gene Ontology annotation, biological process: regulation of autophagy.